Durotheca rogersii is the source of this 2115-nucleotide messenger RNA. Its product is annotated as protein serine/threonine phosphatase 2C. The transcript has 2 exons. Gene Ontology annotation, biological process: protein dephosphorylation. The record is from RefSeq and is a predicted model, not a curated record. Lineage: Eukaryota; Fungi; Ascomycota; Sordariomycetes; Xylariales; Xylariaceae. The coding region runs from base 110 to 2026 and encodes 638 amino acids. Gene Ontology annotation, molecular function: protein serine/threonine phosphatase activity; cation binding.
GAUCGCUAGGAACGUGCUGCGGACAGAUCCGACGGAUAUGGUUCAUGUCUCUUAGGGCCCCAUUAGAACCCCCAACAAUCCCUCUUCUAAGAGCGCCCUCAACGCCGCCAUGAGCCUCGCCCGCGGACCUCCGAGGCGGUGGUCGUUGAACGAUACCUAUGGCUUCAUCGCGACGUUCUUUACGUGCCAGACGCGAGCCUACCAUCGCCGAGCGAUUGCGAGAUGUGGAGCAAUUCGGCCGCUGUCGCGACCUCUAUCGGAAAUACAGCGCGUCGAUGCGGCGCGGACUUGCGGUGGUGUUAGGGGUUCCGCGGCUCCAUUCCCGCCGUACGCCCGCCACUUCCACACGUAUUUUGUCACGCACAUCCCAUCUUCGUCGCUUCACCCCGAUUCGCGAGCUCCGAUCGGUCCUCACCACAACUUGCCGCGCUCCGCUGCGGCGCCACAUACCUCCGCCACCGGCGCCGCUCCUGUCUCCCCGCCAAACCUGCCGUCGAAUCGCGAUCUGACCGUCGUUCGCAUCCCCCUCCGCAGCGCCAAGCACCACUUCGGCGUUGCGGAAUCCAGGGGCUCCCGGCCUAGCAAUGAGGAUACCCACCAGGCCGGCACCAUCGACAUGCCUGCCUUUGCGAAACGCGGCCCUAUCAGUCUCGUUAGGAACGCCAUGAAGAAGAGCGGCGAGGCGACAUCGGCCGACAGUGCCUAUGGAGACCCUCAGAUUUUCUACUUCGCCGUCUUCGACGGCCACGGAGGCACCCAGUGCAGCGACUUCCUCCGGGACGAACUCCAUGGCUACAUAGAAGAGGCCGCUAAAGAGUUCGAGCUGAAGAGUAGCCUACGGUUACCGCGCAAGGGCCACAGGCCAAGUACAGAAUCGCCCGAAGCAUCGGCCCGGGCCGUAUCAGAUUUCGAGGCCGGCGGCCGGAAGAAGCUGGAGGGGCUGGAUAUGGAGAGCCCGGAGGCUGUCGCGGCGAAGGCCCAGAUUCCCGAAAUUGACAAGCACGGCGCGAUUCACGGAGGAAGACACCACCAUAGCGCGAUCAAGGGUCACCACCCCGUGCCAGCCGAAGGUUCCGAGUCGAAGGCCUUGCGAUUGGAGAGGGAGCUCGUGAAGGAGUACAGGAGCACGGUGGGCGGGUAUUUUAGGCGUUUCCACCCCACGCACUUCCGCUCACACCACGACUCCCACUCGCCCGAACCGCCGGUCACCGUCGAGGCCGUCCUCACGUACGCGUUUCUCCGCGCCGAUCUCGACUUCGUCUCGGCCCAGGCCCGCAAGCCGGACCCGGACGACCCGUACGUCAGCGACACCGCGCUGAACCUGGACGAGGUGCUCGGCAGCCCGUACCACAUGCCGCCGUCGGGGCAGGGGAUCGGCGGGCGGACGCGGUUCAAGGGCGGCUCGACGGCGUCGGUGGCGCUCAUCUCGACGCCGACGCCGGCGCCGUUCUGGCACCCGGCGGCGACGUCGACGCUGCUGGUGGGCCACGUGGGGGACACGCGCAUCCUGCUGUGCGAGACGGCGACGGGGCUGCCGCGGCCGCUGACGUCGGACCACCGGCCGAGCUCGCCGAGCGAGUCGCACCGGCUGCGGCGCUUCGCCACGUCGUUCGUCGCCGACUCGUUCGGCGAGGAGCGCAUCCAGGGCCUGGCCAACUCGCGCGCGUUCGGCGACGUGGCGUCGAAGCGCCUGGGCGUGUCGGCGGAGCCCGACAUCGCGCGCGCCGAGCUCGGCCCGGCCCAGUACAGCUUCCUCGUGCUCGCGUCGGACGGCGUGUCGGGGACGCUCGGCGACCAGGAGAUCGUCGACGUGGUGAAGGAGGCGCGCACGCCCGAGCAGGGCGCCCGCGACGUCGUCGCCUACGCGACCGAGGUCAGCGGCGACGGCGACAACGCGACCUGCCUGGUCGUGCGGCUCGGCGGCUGGGAGCGGCGCAGCGAGGGCGGGCUCGGCAGCCUAGGCACCAAGGAGGUGCGGGAUUUCCGCCGCAGCGAGGCGCUCGACCCGCGCAGGGGGAUACGGUGAGGAGGAGAUACCUAGGGGGUUGGCCAGGGGGAGAGGGGGUGGGGCUGAGGGUGAGGGUGAGGUGAGACGGAGAAAGAGGCGAUGCGCGG